AUGCAGUGGUGGAAUCAAAGUAGACGUCUGUUGCAUACAACCUACAUAUCUUUCAAGUCUGAAGGUGGAAGGCCGACUUCUUGGAAUCUUCCAGAUUUAGAUAAGUUAAUGAAUAAUUCAAAAUCAAAAGUUUACAGUAAGAACGAUUGGAAUGAAUAUUUUUCCAAGGAAACUAUUACUGGCGAAAGGAACAACGACUCUUCAAAAUUACACAUAAAACCCCCUCCUAAAGGUUGGCGGAAAAACAAGAACCUUCCUCAAUGGUUACGUGAGAAAUAUGCUUUGAAGGAAAAGGCAAUGAAAAUAGAUUUAAGCAAAGUCAAAAGACUAAGCCCGUCAACUGCAAAUGCAAUCAGAAUGCUUCACGAUCAAUUUCCAGAAGAACUACCAACUCCUAAACUGGCUGAAUUUUUCAAAGUAUCGCCUGUUGCAAUUGCGAAGAUAUUGAAAUCAAGAUGGACCCCAACUGAAAAAGAGCUUGAAAAAUUGGAGAGGCGGUACCAAAGAAGAUUAUUGAGGCAAGUUACUGAGAAAAUGUUACACAAUAAAUUUGAAGAGUUCAUAGCAGAAACUGAAUCCAAACUGAAAAUGGAAAUACCACCUUUCUUCAAACAAGAGUUGUUUGAUUACUAUAAGAAAUUUGGUAUCGAGGAAGUUCGAACUGACUUUGAAGAACUUAAUAAGGCACGGCUUGCAAGGGAAAAAAGAAAAGACGAGAAAAUCAAUGAAUACGUUAAUACCAUUGCGCCUAGCACAGAGGGAAAUGAUUAG
Molecule: messenger RNA, 771 nt
Organism: Pichia kudriavzevii
Lineage: Eukaryota; Fungi; Ascomycota; Pichiomycetes; Pichiales; Pichiaceae
Exons: 1
Coding region: 1-771 (256 amino acids)
Cellular component (GO): nucleus
Source: RefSeq, a predicted model, not a curated record